Molecule: messenger RNA, 687 nt
Organism: Danaus plexippus (monarch butterfly)
Lineage: Eukaryota; Metazoa; Arthropoda; Insecta; Lepidoptera; Nymphalidae
Exons: 4
Coding region: 54-587 (177 amino acids)
Source: RefSeq, a predicted model, not a curated record
GUUUAGGAACUGCGACAUAUAAUGUUCGUGUGAUUCAUUGUUACAUUAUAAAUAUGUUUCAAACAUGUAAAGGUGUACUCGUGGUAUUGUCUUUUCUUAUAAUUGCUGCACGUUGUGGAUUGGAAAUAAUACCAGAGCGGACGAAGGUUAUUUAUGUCAAUCAAAAAUACUUUUAUAAUUUAAGCCUUGAGGUAAAGAAAUAUAGCAGAACCAGCCCAUACUACUAUAACGUGGAUGUGACGACCAAACAACCAUGGACUAACAACGUUACGUUGCACAUCAGUUUUAAUGAGUACGUCCAGAACGAGUAUCGUAGUUCAUUUAUUGAGCUGCAUCGAAAGUUCUGUGACUUAAUGAAAUUCGACAAAAUUAUUGGAAAUAUGAUCAAAUAUUUCGGAAUAGAUUGCCCGUUGCCAGCUGGUACGCUGAGAUUGAUCAACGUAACAGUAGUUCUAAACACACUUCCAAACGUGUUUCCAUUUCAAAAAUGUCGCAUUGCCACUGAAGUAAAAAUCACUGCUACAAAUGAAUCAAUGACCGUGUUUCAUAAUUACGUUACAUUUAAAGAUACGAAACGUACUGGAUGAUUGAAUAACUGAUUGCAUUAGCAACAUGUAUAUUUUGUGUUAUUACAGAAGAGGAAAACUUUAUUGAUUAUACAAAGUUCGUUUUUUUUUUCUAUCAUGA